Aspergillus caelatus is the source of this 1838-nucleotide messenger RNA. Its product is annotated as serine hydrolase domain-containing protein. The transcript is spliced from 3 exons. The record is from RefSeq and is a predicted model, not a curated record. Lineage: Eukaryota; Fungi; Ascomycota; Eurotiomycetes; Eurotiales; Aspergillaceae. The coding region runs from base 68 to 1309 and encodes 413 amino acids.
CCCACAUCUGUCCACUUCUCUGCACAGGAAAAGCAGUACCACUUAACCCGCGGUUCUACGUACCAUCAUGACUAUACGACAAUAUCGCUCUCCCUUUACACUGGAGUUUGACUCCCUAGUACAGAGGCAGUUAGAGAAGUGGAAGGUGCCCGGCAUUACAAUCUCUGUGGUUCACGGCUCGAGCACUUAUGCGAAAACACCCUCGCCGCUUAGAUGGGAUACGCCAAUAGCAUCCUUGAUUCGAGAUGACUUUGUUUUAGCCGACGACUAUGCCACAAUGAAUACUACACUAGAAGAUGCUCUGUCGCAUCGGUCUGGCUUGCCAGGCCAUGUAUUUGCGAUGACAGGCGCACAUCCAGACGAAACGUUGCGCGAAGCGGUCCGGAAACUCAGACACCUUCCGCUAGCAUAUCCACCCCGAACGACGUUCGACUAUUGCAACCAUAUGUUUAUGGUAGUGUCUCAUGUUUUGGAGCAGAUCACAGGCGAGUCGCUGGGCGAGUUUCUACGAGAGCGUAUCUGGAGCCCACUCAACAUGAAAGAUACGUACUUUUCUGUCCAGGAUGUCAAAAAAUGUCCAUUAACUAGUCGAAAGUUGGUCCAAGGUUACACGUGGGUUCCAGAAAAGGGCUGCUAUGUGGCCGAGCCACAUAUGAAUUAUGCACCCACGACUGGAGCAGGAGCCAUGGUCAGCAACGUUCUCGAUUAUGCAGAAUGGUUGCGAGCCAUGAUAUACAAAAAAGCACCAAUAUCGCCAGAAGGACAUGCAUCCCUCAUUUAUCCCCGGACCAUAGUCACCAGAGACGAUAAGGAUACUGUAUAUCCACCUGCACCAUUCCACUUGUACGCUCUAGGCUGGUUUGUGGACACUUAUCGGGGUCAAAGUCUAUACUGGCAUAGUGGGAGCUGGGCUGGAUUUGGGAUAAUGGUGGGCUUCAUAGCUGAGAAGCAGUUUGGGUUUGCGAUAAUGGGGAAUACUCAAAGGGCUAGGAACGCGCAGCUGGAGUUAUACCUAUACCUCAUCGAUACGUUACUGGGAGUAUCGGGCAGUGAGCGGGCAGAAGAGCAUCUACGAGACGAAGACACGAUUAUUCCCUUCUCUGUCUGCCAAGUUACUUCCUCACUCCCUCCCAUUGCAUGCGUAUGCUGGAAUCUACAGCCAUCCAGGUUAUGGCAUCAUUCCAUUGAGGCUCAAAGAUGGACACCUAAAGGCGGACCUAAGCGAUCGAGUGGAAGCGAUGACCAUCCAUUUGGAACAUACAGCCGGGGAAUUUUUCGUGGCGAGAAUGUGUACAGCCACUAUGUCUGAGUGUCUCCGGGCUGAAUUCUAUCUCGACUCAGCUGGGGCGGCACGGAACCUUGGGAUAGAGUUAGAGCCAGCAUUAGGGGGGCAGAAAAUUUGGUUUGGCCGCUGUGGAUAAUUAGUGAUGUCUCCAUUACGAAUUUACGAGUCUGAUACGGUGAUACCUCUCUACCUGUGGGAAUCAGAUCGAGAUUAUAUUGGUGGCGUCAAGAGUGGGGAGCUGAUCACAGCGCUGGCGCCAGACAUCUAACCGAGAGCCUGGGUGAUCGGCAAGCACUCCCCAAUAGGUUGUCUUAUCCUGCCUAGCAGUGCCUAGAUUUAGACGAGUAGUGGGACCGUAUGCCUGGAGAGCGGUACCGAUUCUGCCGCCAAGGGGGUAAACUCAAGUUGUUUUGGAAAUUUGAUUUAAAGAAGCUUUGAGCUGCUGGUGGAGAUGGAUGUGUUAAGAUAAUUUUUUCCUUUCUCCCUUUCUUAAUUUCAGGUGCUGCAAACCUGUGGUCAAAUUGAAUAUUAUAUCUUUCAUAUAUCUUUGAUA